Molecule: messenger RNA, 1717 nt
Organism: Brassica napus (rape)
Lineage: Eukaryota; Viridiplantae; Streptophyta; Magnoliopsida; Brassicales; Brassicaceae
Product: putative F-box protein At2g19630
Exons: 1
Coding region: 294-1592 (432 amino acids)
Molecular function (GO): protein binding
Source: RefSeq, a predicted model, not a curated record
AUAUUUAUGUAGAGUUUUGCUGAGAAGCUCUCUACAUGUAACAUGUAUCUAUUUUAGUGUGAACGCAUUUAUUACAAUGCUUCUAUACGUUACAUGUGUCCAGUUUAGUGUGAACGCAUUUAUUACAAUGCUUCUUCUUUAAUAUAUAAGAGAUAUAUUACCUGACAAAGCAAAUAAGAGAUAAGCUUUAAAAAAAAGUGUUGGGAGUAAGAAAUAUUUUUCAGUCAUAAGAUCCAAUUUGAUCUUCACUUUCUAUUCAGAAGAAGCCAUGUAUAUAAAGGGGGUCAUGGGCAAUGGCCUCAUUUGUAUCAUGCAGAAUGUGUAAUUCUUGGCUUUCCUUCUUUAGAAUAAAUACAGAGAUUUUAUUUCCAAAACAAAACAAACUCUUUGGUCCUAAGAAAAAAAACACCAACUCUUCGGAAUCCGUUUCUGCCAUGAACGUCUCGGUUCUAACAUUUUCUCCGCACCUUGAGAGAAGUUCAUUGCCAAUUCCUGAUGACCUCGUUUUCGAGAUAUUCUCGAGGUUGCCGUCAAAGGCGAUUGCGAGAUGUUGUUGCAUAUCCAAGUUCUGGGCGUCUAUGCUUCGCAGUCAAGAUUUCACAGAGUUGUUUUUGACCAAAUCUUUUGCUCACCCUCAGCUUCUAUUCGUCUUCAAAGAGGACAGAGAGAUUGUCUUUUUCUCGUCGCCUCAGCCUGAAAAUCCAGAAGAGAACUCGUAUGUUGUAGCCGCCAAUCAUCUUGCACGUUUCCCCGGAAGAGAAUUUAGUUACACCACUGGCUUCUUGUGUUAUGGAGUUAACCUGAUCCGGAAUUGUGAGUUUGAAAAGGUGAUAUGUAACCCCAGCACGGGACAGGCCUUGACCUUGCCAAGAUUAAACUCGAGGUUGAGGGUUGGAAUGGACAGCUAUCUUGGAUAUGACUCUAUUGCGAAAGAAUUUAAGCUAUUGUCAAUGAACAGCUCGCGUGUAACUGAUCGUUGGAUCUCUAAGGAGCACCAAGUUCUGACAUUAGGAACCAAGAAUUCGUCAUGGAGGUUGGUCGAAUGUUGCAUACCACAUUAUACUUCUCGUAAGUGGUUAUGCAUCAGUGGUGUUCUAUACUACGCAGCUUCAGUCAACAGUUCUUCCUUGAAUUCUAUGGUAGCUUGUUUUGAUUUGAGGUCUGAGAAGUUCAGCUUUGUCAAGUUCAUGGAAACUUUCAGUAGAACAAUGCAUCAUUCGACAACCUUGGUAAACUACGAUGGCAAACUAGGUUUGAUUAUGUCGAGGAGUUCUCGUCAUGUUAGUCAAGCAAAUAAAAGUCUUGAGCUGUGGGUUCUACGAGAUGCUGCAAAACAUGAGUGGUCCAAACAUGUAUAUGUAUUACCACCUUCGUGGAAGGAUGUGGUUACAGAGACCAUGCGCAUUAUUGGAAUGGUUGGUACCAGUGAAAUCGUCUUGUCCCCCAGCUUUCAAUACGUGCCUUCCUAUAUCAUCUACUUCAAUAUCGAGAGCAAGAGGAUCAGAAAAGUUGGAAUCCAAGGACUGGAAGCGUUUCAGGGUAAAAGAUCCUACACGUAUCUCAACUAUGUCGAGAAUGUGAAGUUUAUUUAAGCAUUUUAGUGAGGAAAAUGUAGUUUUCAUUUAGUGUUUUUCUUUUAACGUCUUAGUUUGAACAAUCCAUCUCUUGUCGAAGAUUACACACGGGGACUAUAUAAAAUAUUAUUUUCAUAUAACAA